Tupaia belangeri chinensis (Chinese tree shrew) is the source of this 2336-nucleotide messenger RNA. RefSeq names its product stress associated endoplasmic reticulum protein 1 (gene SERP1). Gene Ontology annotation, cellular component: endoplasmic reticulum. Lineage: Eukaryota; Metazoa; Chordata; Mammalia; Scandentia; Tupaiidae. The coding region runs from base 171 to 371 and encodes 66 amino acids. The record is from RefSeq and is a predicted model, not a curated record. Gene Ontology annotation, biological process: endoplasmic reticulum unfolded protein response. The transcript is spliced from 3 exons.
GAGACCCCGCGCUCGUCGCGCCCAGGCCCAGCGGCCGUCGCUAGCGCCCCGCCUAAGAACCUCCUCGCUCCGGCGGCGCGGGCACCAGGAGCCGAGCCUCGCAGCGGCCGGAGGGGAGGCGAGCGAGCGAGCCCGAGGGGUGGCCGGGGGCAGGUCACGGCGCCGUGAAGAUGGUCGCCAAGCAGCGGAUUCGUAUGGCCAACGAGAAGCACAGCAAGAACAUCACCCAGCGCGGCAACGUCGCCAAGACCUCGAGAAAUGCCCCCGAAGAGAAGGCGUCUGUAGGACCCUGGUUAUUGGCUCUCUUCAUUUUUGUUGUUUGUGGCUCUGCAAUUUUCCAGAUUAUUCAAAGUAUCAGGAUGGGCAUGUGAAGUGACUGACCUUAAGAUGUUUCCAUUCUCCUGUGAAUUUUAACUUGAACUCAUUCCUGAUGUUUGAUACCCUGGUUAAAAACAAUUUAGUAAAGCAUCCUGCCUCAGAAUGACUUUCAUAUCAUCCUUCAUGUGUCAUUCCAAGGUUUCUUCACAAGUCAUUCCAAGUUUUCUAGUCCAUACCACAGUGCCUUGCAAAAGCACCACAUGAAUAAAGCAAUAAAAUUUGAUUGUUAAGCUAUAGUAGUGGACCCUACUUAUUCAGUCAGUAAGGUUUUUUUUUUUUUAAUGUGGUUAUUAAAACAGUAUGCCAUAUGGAUAAUUAGAUUAAAUCUGUGUAGACAGGGUCUAGAUUUUGUUUACCCUACCAUGUAAACGCAGUUGGCUUAAUUUAAAAUUUGGAAUCUUAGGUUUUAUAUAGCUAGGCACUUUAUUACUCUCUCAGAUUGAAAGCACACUCCCUUAUAGGGUCAUGUAACUGUCCUGUAAUCAGGUGCUUAUAAAAGGAACAUCCGCAAAGUUAGCCUAGUGUUCCCACGACCUUUAGCACCUAAAAAUCUUUAAAAGCUUCUAAAUGCCUAAUAUAGAGGGAGAUGCUUAUAGCCACAAUGUCUGUUUUAACAAUAUCGUUUCUAUUACACUACCUUGGAUUUUGCAUGAAUAAGUUUAAUAAUCUAAGAUACCGUUAAAAAAAAAAAUUUUAGUUGAGCAUUUUGUAACGUGGUCACUUCAAUUAUAUCAAAAGCUACCAUGGUGGAGUGAAGUCAGGGAAGGCUUGUUUAAUGUCCCAUGAAUCAUUUCACGAGGAUAAGUUUACUCUGCCACAGGGGCUUCCUAUUCUAGACAAAAUUUGAGGGACAGAAACUAAAACUGGAUGCCUCGUCAGGACACACUGUGGAGUCCAACGUGCCAUAAGAAAUCUUAGUAUGUUAGUAGCACUUUUAAUACCAAAAAAAGGCACAUUGACUAAAAAGUUAGACUUAGUUUAGAAAUGCUUUUUCUAGUAUUCUGGAAAUACUGUUAGGGUACCAGAUACGUCAGAGUAAAGUAGCAUCUGGAAUUAAAUGGAUUUACUGAUCAGGAUCAAUCCUUAGUCUUCCCUUUGUUGUAUGAUUUUAUAGAUUAUAGUUGAUCAAAUUUUCUUUUUACUAAUGGUAAGGGUGAUAAAGCAGGUUUUAGGUUUUCUAGUCCUAUUGAAAACUGCAAGUAUUGGCAAUUUAUAUUUACUCAGCCAUACCUUCGUGAAGAAAAGCCUGAGCAGUGUCUACGUCACAGUGAGUUGGAAAGAAAGCUGCUCAUGUUUGCUUUGUUCGUUGCCUCAGGAUGUCUCUUAAAAUAAGCUGUUAUAAGAGGAACAGAAGGGAAAUCUGCUACCUAGUCUAUACACAGUAUAAACCUCAUACAGGGCUUCUGAUACCCUCAAAUAUGGGGGGGGAGUUCCGGAGAGGCGUGAUUAAUGACAUUUAAAACGUUAGCUAAUCUCGAGUGGGGAAGGAAUCAGCUGACCCCGGGCCAGCAGGUUUCUAACCGAAUUGUCACCUGCCCUUCUCACCCAGUAAAUCAAUCCUUGUACUUGCUUCUCUUUGAAACAAGUAGCUUGGUAAACUAUUUUAUUGUAACUUUAAAAAAAAAUGAAAAUUAUUGCUCUAAAUUCAUAGCAGGUGCCUUAUUCUUUGCUUUGAGUCUAAUCAUUCCAUAUCAGAAUUUCCCUUGGUUUACUCUAGAUAAUUGGCUUUAAGAUGGUCUUUGUUCUUUUAAUGUACAAUGUUGUGAUCGAUUUGACUGUUAAACUGCUACAGCCGGCAUUCGUUCCACACGUGUAAAAUUGCAUUCCCUUUGUAGUCCAUGUGUAAUCUCCCAAUUGAGUGCAUUUUAUACUCAGGUUGGAGUUUGCAUGUUUGGGUAAAUGAAAGCUGUGUCUUAUUUGGUUUAACCCUUUAAAAAUAAAGUUCCCUGAAUAUUUGA